Elephantulus edwardii (Cape elephant shrew) is the source of this 1017-nucleotide messenger RNA. RefSeq names its product solute carrier family 25 (mitochondrial iron transporter), member 37 (gene SLC25A37). Gene Ontology annotation, biological process: iron import into the mitochondrion. Gene Ontology annotation, cellular component: mitochondrial membrane. NCBI's taxonomy places the organism in Eukaryota, Metazoa, Chordata, Mammalia, Macroscelidea, Macroscelididae. The record is from RefSeq and is a predicted model, not a curated record. Gene Ontology annotation, molecular function: ferrous iron transmembrane transporter activity. The transcript is spliced from 4 exons. The coding region runs from base 1 to 1017 and encodes 338 amino acids.
AUGGAGCUUCGCUGCGGCCGCAUAGGGGGCCAGGCUGUGAGGCGGAUGAUGGAUGGGGACACCCGAGAUGGCGGCGGCGGCAGCAAGGACACCGGGUUGGAGGAGUAUGAGAACCUGCCGCCCAGCGUCUCCUUAUCCACCCACAUGACAGCCGGAGCGAUGGCCGGGAUCCUGGAGCACUCGAUUAUGUACCCGGUAGACUCAGUGAAGACACGAAUGCAGAGUCUGCACCCAGAUCCCAAAGCCCAGUACACAAGUGUCUAUGGAGCCCUGAAGAAAAUUGUACGGACUGAAGGCUUCUGGAGGCCGCUGCGAGGCAUCAACGUGAUGGUGAUGGGUGCGGGGCCCGCCCACGCCAUGUAUUUUGCCAGCUAUGAGAAUGUGAAAAGGACUUUAAAUGAUGUGUUCCACCAACGAGGAAACAGCCACAUAGCCAAUGGGAUAGCUGGGAGUAUGGCCACCCUGCUCCACGAUGCAGUAAUGAAUCCAGCAGAAGUCGUGAAGCAGCGCAUGCAGAUGUACAACUCACCGCACCGGUCAGCCCUCAGCUGCAUCCGGACAGUGUGGCAGACUGAGGGGCUGGGGGCCUUCUACCGGAGUUACACCACCCAGCUGACCAUGAACAUCCCCUUCCAGGCCAUCCAUUUCAUCACCUACGAAUUCCUGCAGGAGCAAGUCAAUCCUCGCCGCGAAUACAAUCCCCCGUCCCACAUCAUCGCAGGCGGGUUGGCUGGGGCCAUUGCUGCGGCCGCCACCACGCCCCUGGACGUCUGUAAGACCCUUCUCAACACACAGGAACACGUGGCGCUCUCUCUGGCCAACAUCAGCGGUCGCCUGUCAGGCAUGGUCAACGCCUUCCGGACAGUGUACCAGAUCAAUGGCCUGUCCGGCUACUUCAAAGGCAUACAGGCACGUGUCAUCUACCAGAUGCCGUCCACGGCCAUUUCAUGGUCUGUGUAUGAGUUCUUUAAGUACUUCCUCACCAAGCACCAACUGGAGAAUCGAACUCCAUACUAA